Molecule: messenger RNA, 705 nt
Organism: Aethina tumida (small hive beetle)
Lineage: Eukaryota; Metazoa; Arthropoda; Insecta; Coleoptera; Nitidulidae
Exons: 2
Coding region: 48-623 (191 amino acids)
Source: RefSeq, a predicted model, not a curated record
GCAGGAAUUUUAGUCGUUUGCCGAUCAUUCAUUCAAUAACCUGUGCCAUGAGAGGUUUUGCUUAUUUACUCAUUUAUUUCGUGUGUCUGCGAUUUGGUGAACCUGCACCUGCCGCCAGUAGGACAGCUAAGGCCAUCGUGCUGGUUCCUGCAAGGUACGUUCCUCUCUUGGCGAAUUCCCCAUAUCAGGCACAGUUUAAAGGACCUCUGUCAUUCAUCGGUGAUUGGAUCAACAAUUCUGAUUGGUUUCCCAUCGAAAUUAACGUUCCCGACACAUUCGGAGCAAUUGGUAACGGUCUUCAAGGUUUCGGAAAUAAUGUGGGUAACUUUGCCCAAGGAAUCGGGAACAAUAUUGGAAAUUUUGCACAAGGCGUCGGUACAGGCUUCAAUACAGUUACCACCAAUAUUGGUAAUGGAUUGCAAAGCUUUGCUCAAAGGAUACCAAUCAUCAGCAAUUUCGUUAGGCCAGUUGCUGUAGCCCAAAACACAAAAUUCGGUACCAAGUACUUCGUAGUGAUGCCAGAAGUGUAUAAUGAAUUAGAAAAAGGAGAUACAGAGGAAGUUACAAACGAUAUUGAUUUCGAUCCAUUUGCUGAAGAUGAUAUGUUGUCGAAUUUUCCAUAAUCAUAAGAGGAGCAAACUUUUCAAUUAUUUAUUUUAUAUUUAUUUAUUGUAAUUUAUUAAUAAAAUAUAUUCUUUUGAAUUA